Molecule: messenger RNA, 585 nt
Organism: Echinostoma caproni
Lineage: Eukaryota; Metazoa; Platyhelminthes; Trematoda; Plagiorchiida; Echinostomatidae
Source: the annotation of a GenBank genome assembly
AUGAUUUGCUUGUGGGCGGAAUACUGCCAGGUUGCCGUGGGCAGGGAGUUCACAACCCGCGCUUUCGGUGAGCCAAAACCUGACCCGCAAGUCAGCGAGGCGGUGUUGGUUGCGUCAUCAUUGGAAGAAAGUGAUGCCUUGCUUUUAUGCUCCGAGUUCAUUUGCCCAUCUAACCGUGCCCUCAUUGUAGCCCCAAGACCGGUUCGAAUUUACGCGGACGGUGCGUAUGAUAUGUUCCACUCUGGCCACGCACGACAAUUGAUGCAGGCCAAAUGUGCUUUCCCAAACUGUUACCUGAUUGUCGGAGUCUCGAACGAUGCGGAUCUGCAUCGUCUGAAGGGACGCACAGUGAUGAACGAGACCGAGCGGUACGAAGCGGUGCGUCAUUGUCGUUACGUGGAUGAGGUGAUCACGGACGCACCGUGGUCCAUCACGAAUGAUUUCCUGCAGAAGCACAAGGUAAAUUUGCCCGUCCUAGUAUUUCCUAUCCUAUCUGUGACGUUUUUAUUUAUUUUACCCUUGGUUACNUAUUUAUUUUACCCUUGGUUACCAACUUUCAUCGAUUGUCACCUUCAAUUUGGUUAA